CAGUAGCAAAAUUGCUCAAGUUGCUGCUCAUAUCAAACAACAAGCUCAGAAUACACAAGAUGCACUCUCUAACAUAAUUCAAAAUAAUAUUACCACUAUUCCAAAAAAUCUUUCUCCUUAUAUGCCUACAAAAGAGGCUCUCUGA
This is a messenger RNA of Cetraspora pellucida, 145 nucleotides long. The record is from the annotation of a GenBank genome assembly. Lineage: Eukaryota; Fungi; Glomeromycota; Glomeromycetes; Diversisporales; Gigasporaceae.